ACAAAAAAGUUUGGCUAGAUGAACACUAGUACUGGAAGAGGAUGAGUUCUAAUGUUGAGUUUUACCAAAGAAUGGAAGAUUUGCAAAACUUUCAGCAUGAAAGUGAAAGAAGAAGAAUGCAACUUGAACAGAAACUCAACAAACAUGUAAAAUCUGACAGAAAAAUAAACAGACUGCGGGCUUCCAAACUCCAAGCUCAGUGGAGAAAGGUGUGUGAGGAUGAAAGGAAGAGCCAACUGCGUAAUGAGAAGCUGAUGAAAGAUGUGGAGAGAGUGGAAAACCACUUGUCAUCUUUGUCAGCCAAGACAGACAGGUUACGACUUCUGAAGGAGCAGUAUGAAGACUAUAUUGAGCGUAUGUAUCCUAAAUGGAAAGAGAGGAUCAUUCAAAAUCAGCAAAUGGCUGAAAAUGCAGAGACUCUACCACAAUCAUACGACCCAUCUUUUGCAACACAAUUCUUUGCAACAAAGGAAAAUUUCCCACCGUCAUCAACAAGACUGGGGUCCACAAUGCCACCUACAGCAGUAUCGGGUUCACUAGGCAGUAGCUACAUACCUUCUAGUCUUGGUUUACCUCCCAGAGGCAAUUACACAGCUGCUACUGGACUUCCUCAGCCUGGGGUCCUUCAGAAUAGAAACUAUGCACAGACCCAGCUCCCCCAGACAACAGGGCUGCCUGUGCACCCACCAGAGCAGUUCCAUCCCCCAUCAGAGUACAACUACAACCAGUAUCCAGGCUUAGGAGACACGGGGACUAGUUUUGUCACACCUAGCCUGAAUGCCAGUCAGCUAGGCAGUGUGACUCCUAUGUCGACUCUCAACUCUCAAGGUGGACUUGUGUACCCUGGGUUAGGGGGCCACCCUGGGGGGUUGCAAACAUCCCCACAGACUCACCAAGCUUCUAGUUUACCAGGCACCUUUCAGAGGCCUCAUUUAGCACAAAGCUUGCCACCCCAGUACAUGAUGAGCCAGCUUGCCACACCCCAGGGUGGUCGUCUUCCACUGCAAGGGUAUCCACAGCAUUAUGUAGCUUCUGAACAGUCUGUUCCUAUGGGGACAAUGCAGUCUCAGGGCCCUGCUGGUACACAGCAUCUGGGGACAGCUGAAAUGAAUCUAGCUCAGAGUCAUGUGCCACCACAGAAUGCUGAGAGACAGGAAAGUAAGAUGACUAGUCAGCCUGUGAUACAGCAACAACAUCAAAAGCAGCAGCAACAACAUCAUCAUCAGCAGCAACAACAACAACAACAGCAACAUCAACAGCAUCAUCAACAAUCAAAACAACAGCAACGGGCAGCUGUCCCCCCAGCAAAACAAUCUCCACUGAAUGUGACUGGACCAAAGAAGGAAGUACAAGCAGUUGACUCCAGCAGACCAGAUGAUGACUUGUUGGACAGUUUUACUCUAAGUGGCAGCACAGAUAAAGAACCAGUGGAAAACUUGGCACAGGAAAUCACAAAUGUUAAUGAGAGUAAAACAACCCUUGGAAAGGAAACAGAUGUUGGACAGCCAGAAGUGGAUAUCCUGACUGUAACUGAACAGAAUGAUACAAGAAAAGACAUGAAAUCUGACCACGCCUCCAGUGAUGCAGACACAGAAACCAGUCUGAGUGAUGGAGAAAUUUCACCUAGAAUAAAACCAGCUUUCCAACGAUCCCAUUCAAACGUUGAUCCUUCUCCCCGUGAGAGAGAAGGGACUGCAGUCAGAAUGGAGAGACGUCCGUCCCUGCAGUCACCCAGACAUGUCCAGACCCCGUCCACCCCCAGGUCUACUAGGACCCCACCCCGAGUCCAGUCCCCAAGUCAGAGAAAACCCUCCAUUAGUUCUGCCAAAGAUGUGACCAGUCCACUACAGUCACCCAGAGAAGCACCAGAAAUAUCAGAAUCUGAACCUCCGAGCACUCCAAGGAAGCCUGACCUGACACUGGAUGGCUUGUAUAGUUUGUUGCAGGCCAUACAGGAAGAUUUCCCUGUCACCUAUGCACCAGAGACUUAUUACAGAUUCAAACAUCCAACCUCACAGAAAAAGAAAGAGAUUAUAAGCUCGGCCAACUUGAGCCAACCUCUUUCAGACUAUGAUCCAGCAGAGAUGAGCAUGGUUGUGUUGGAUGAGCUUCCCUUGCUGGUUGGUCAGAGGAAAGGAGGCUCACUGCUCACUGAGAAAGCACUGACUUCUAAACGACCAAUUACCAGUGAGUUAGAUAUAAGAUCCCAUAUAUUCACCACAUCUCUAGAACUGUGGGACAGGUUAUUUGACCACUUUGCUGCCUUGAUCAAGAAUAAUGUCAUGAGGGCUGACCAGGUGGCAGCACUGUUUGCCCACACUCUAGUUCCUGCUAACUCCAAGAAUAAAGACAAAGCUGUAGAGCUGCUAAGAACUCUCUUGGAAAACAGAAUGGCGGUAACUCUCCCUCCACCGGAUGAUGAAUCUUCAUCUGUGAGCAUUCCAUCCCCUCCCCUGUCCCCCAGAGAGUCCAAGGUGCUGGAGAAAGUACACGAGGAACAAGAAACAAAAGUGCCAGCAUUAAAUCUAGGGAGCACAGCAGGGCUGACUGAGAGUGAGAGUGAAGAGGACUUUUUCACCCAGCCUGUUCCAAAAGAGGAUUUGACACAAACGGCAGCCUACCAGAGCCUGCUAAGUGGCACCGCAGUGAAUCCAGUGAAAGAUGAUGACUCCGAUGGUAGCGAGGACAGUUUGGAGAAACAGUUAGCAAUGGUAGUUGCCCCGGGAGAGGCAAGCAAACCUUCAGAGGUCAGUAAACAGGUUGUAAGCAGCACGUCAGCCCCUGCUCCAGCAGCGGAAACCCCUGGAAAAAACACUGGGGCCCAGAACCAGGAUACAGAUGAUGAUCAGCACUCUGAGGGCAGUUCUCCGUCACCUGCUGCCUCUCCAGGAGGCUAUGUGCCGUCUGCUUUGAGCUCUGGGGUGAAGUCCCCCACUGCCCUGUCCUCAGGGAGGAGUGUCGUCACCCCAACUUACUCCACAGGAAAGAAACCAGCUGCUCUGCGCACUGGAUCAGACUUAGACACUGAUUCUGAGGUAGAGAACCAGAUGAGUGCCGGGGGAGCCAUAGAUGAUGACCAAGAUGACUUUGAUUUCUAUGACUAGCAGAGUGCUGGGGGAGUCAUAGAUGAUGACCAAGAUGACUUUGAUUUCUAUGACUAGCAGAGUGCCGGGGCUGUCAUAGAUGAUGACCAAGAUGACUUUGAUUUCUAUGACUAGCAUAGUGCCAGGGAAAGUCAUAGAUGAUGACCAAGAUGACUUUGAUUUCUAUGACUAGCAUAGUGCCAGGGAAAGUCAUAGAUGAUGACCAAGAUGACUUUGAUUUCUAUGACUAGCAGAGUGCUGGGGGGAGUCAUAGAUGAUGACCAAGAUGAUUUUGAUUUCUAUGACUAGCAGAGUGCCGGGGGAGUCAUAGAUGAUGACCAAGAUUACUUUGAUUUCUAUGACUAGCAUAGUGCCAGGGAAAGUCAUAGAUGAUGACCAAGAUGACUUUGAUUUCUAUGACUAGCAGAGUGCUGGGGGAGCCAUAGUUGAUUUAUUUAUUUAUUUAUUUAUUUAUUUAUUUAUUUAUUUUGUCAAAAUAUAUUUAAGAUACUUAAGAUUUAAAACAAAUGCCCUUAAAUCUAAAAACAUAUGUGCUUGUUAGCUGGAACAAGGGUAAAUGAAUUGAAUGUUUUAUCUAUAUUCUAUACAUUAUAAAAGGCAGCAGUGAUUAUUUCUAAAUCUUCAUUCAAGUAUUGAUAGUGAACUGUUAUGUGGCAAAUACUCCACUUAGAAGCAGUAUUAUACAUAUACCUGUAAGUUUUUGGGAGUACUGGAAUAUAAUCUGGUACUAAAUUUUAAAGUUAAGUUUAGAUGGUACAACCAUGUAGUAGAUCAAGAAAAUCAGUAUGUACUCAUUGUGAAUCUGAAAAUGUUAAGAGAUUCAGUCAUGUCACUAAUUUAAUAUAAUUUUAAGUAUUUAAACUA
Lingula anatina is the source of this 3968-nucleotide messenger RNA. RefSeq lists its product as uncharacterized. Gene Ontology annotation, biological process: spindle organization. NCBI's taxonomy places the organism in Eukaryota, Metazoa, Brachiopoda, Lingulata, Lingulida, Lingulidae. Gene Ontology annotation, cellular component: centrosome. The record is from RefSeq and is a predicted model, not a curated record.